Molecule: messenger RNA, 1530 nt
Organism: Cladophialophora immunda
Lineage: Eukaryota; Fungi; Ascomycota; Eurotiomycetes; Chaetothyriales; Herpotrichiellaceae
Exons: 2
Coding region: 1-1530 (509 amino acids)
Biological process (GO): transmembrane transport
Cellular component (GO): fungal-type vacuole membrane
Molecular function (GO): transmembrane transporter activity
Source: RefSeq, a predicted model, not a curated record
AUGACGCCCUCUCUCCCAAUCGAGACUGCUGGACAGCGGGGGGAUGUGGAAAAUCAGCUCGGAUGUGAAGUGCCGGUGCCGAUCGAAAUCGAAGGGGAAAACAAAGCCACUGUUCCAGGAUUUCCGUCUCCGAAUGCUUCGGGCACCAGAAAACAUGACAAAAAACAUGCCUCGGCAGGGCAAGGAGCAGGAACGAACUCUGCAACAAAGGAGGCACAAGAGGACUCCUACCAAGAACAAGUCUCGGAUGACAUUGUUGUUGGUGCUGCGCUGGUUCCACCCCCUGACGUCGGUCUGCAACCGUGGCUGCAAGUCAUAGUCGGGCACUUCCUCAUGUUCAACAGCUGGGGUCUGGUGGUCUCGUACGGCUCCUUCCAGACAUAUUACACCACCCAAAUCGCCCACAGCAACAGCUUUCCGCUGCAAAGUGCAUCCAAGAACGCCUCGGCCAUCUCCUGGAUCGGAUCCAUCCAAAACACCCUCUUGCUGGUCGGCGGAGCGUUUGGGGGGAAGUACUUUGACGCCGGGUACUUUCGCCAAAUGCUCGGCCUGGGCACGUUUCUCGUCGUCUUCGGCACCCUGAUGACCAGUCUGGUCAAGGAGUACUACCAAGCGGUCCUGGCGCAGGGCGUCUGUGUCGGACUGGGCAUGGGGAUGCUGUUGGUCCCGAGCGUGGCCCUGCCGAGCACCUGGUUCCACAAACGCAGAGGACUGGCCGUUGGGAUCGUGAGUUCUGGUGCGUCCUUGGGGGGCAUUGUCAUCCCCAUCGGACUGAGGCACAGUAUCUCGUCUGUGGGGUUCGGGUGGGCGGUGCGCAUUCUGGCGCUGAUGUCGCUUGUUACCCUGCUGGUGAGCAACCUGUUGAUCCGGCAACGGCUUCCACCCAGACCGGCUAAGGGGGCGCGGUUCAUCGAGUACCAGGCGCUGCGGGAACAGAGAGAGUUUGCCAUCUGGGUCGCUGGCCAGUUCAUCACGUACUUUGGCUUCUUUGGCUUCUACAACUACGUCGAAGCCUGGGCAGAGUCGAUCGGCCUGAACCGCCAUGCCUCGGGCGGUGGGUUCCCGCUCGAGUACUUGCUGCCGGUGCUGAAUGCGGCGAGCAUCCUCGGCCGUCUGAUCCCGUGCUUCAUCGCAGACUAUACCGGGCCGUUGAACAUACAGGGCCCCUCGCUCUUUGUCACGGCCCUGCUCGUCUUCGUCUGGAUCCCGUGCCGGACGAUCGGCAGUUUGCUCGCCAUCACCGUCCUGUACGGGUUUUUCUCCGGCGCAGUCAUCGCCACGCCGCCCGCGGUGGUGGCCAGCAUGACGGAAGACCUGCGCCGGUUUGGAGGGAGGAUGGGCGUCAUGUUUUUGACCAUGGCUUGUUCGUCGCUCGUGGGCCCACCCGUCAUGGGUGCAAUCAUCGAAAUGCAUGGCGGGUCGUACGAUGCCGCAAAAGUGUACGCUGGGUCUAUGAUCAUGGGUGGAGCGGUGCUUGUGUGGGUGUCGAGGGUGUCAAAGACGGGGUUCAGAGUACUCGUUAAAGCAUGA